AUGCAGUUCAUCAUGAAGCUUUGUCAUGUCCUCGCUGCCACCCUCCUGGCUUCAGUUACAGGAGCGGUGCCGACGGCUGCUACCAACCCGUUGGAUAUCAUUCGCGCCCUCAAGAUUGACGACGACGGUUUCGUGCAUACAGGUGACGAUGGCGUCACCCGCUCUUACAAUGCCAACAACGAAGUAAUCGACUAUCACCAAACCAACCCCCAGUAG
Messenger RNA from Lasiodiplodia theobromae, 216 nucleotides. RefSeq lists its product as uncharacterized. The coding region runs from base 1 to 216 and encodes 71 amino acids. The record is from RefSeq and is a predicted model, not a curated record. NCBI's taxonomy places the organism in Eukaryota, Fungi, Ascomycota, Dothideomycetes, Botryosphaeriales, Botryosphaeriaceae. The transcript is spliced from 2 exons.